AUGCUUUCCAGAGCAGCACUCGUCCUUCUCGCCCUGACGGGCAUCUCCGCCGCCGGCACAGGCAAAACCCUUCAAAAGGGCCGGCAGAAGAACCUGGCUGUCCCAGCACGUGCGACAUUGGGCUACACCGAGUGCGACGACGACUGGUGCAUACCUCUGACGGGGACGUGCUGCAAGGACGGCAACGGAACGUACUGCGCGCUGGGCAAGUACUGCAUCCCCGGCGGGUGCUGCCAGCUUGGAAACGUAUGCGGCAGCGUAUCGGACGAGUGCGACGUCGGCCAGGAGGAGUGCGGCGGCGCCUGCAUGCCCGCGGGGAGCGUGUGCUGCAACGACGGCGAGCACUACUGCGAUGCUGGACGGACGUGCGUGGCCGACGGCACGUGCCGGAGGGCGUGCGACGUCGGCAAGGAGCCCUGCGGUGACGAGUACUGCAUGCCCGAGGGGAGCGUCUGCUGCGGAGACGGGUACUACUGCGAUGCCGGGCGGACGUGCACGGCCGACGGCAAGUGCCGCAACGGGAGCCGCACCGGCGGCGACGAAGGCGGUGCCACCACCACGUACUCCAUGACCUCGGCCGUCACCAGGACGGCGGCAACUGCCACCACGCCGACCGGGUUCGGCAGCGCCACUGCGACAGAGACAUCCUUCUCAGCUUCUUCUACCGAGGAGGAGGAGCCUGUCGGCACGGCUACGUCUUCGCCCUCGUCUGGCUCUCAGAGGCCCCGCCCUUCCAGCGUCGAUGGGCUUGGUGGUGGCGGCAAUGACGAUCGCAGCGGCAGCGACAGCGGCGCCGACAAUAAUGACGGACCUAGCGGGGAGGCCGGGAGACUGGGAGUAUCGGGUCUGGCUGUGGGCAUUGUUUGUGCCCUGAUUCUUGGCCUGUAA
Geosmithia morbida is the source of this 888-nucleotide messenger RNA. RefSeq lists its product as uncharacterized. The record is from RefSeq and is a predicted model, not a curated record. Bases 1 to 888 code for a protein of 295 amino acids. The transcript is spliced from 2 exons. Lineage: Eukaryota; Fungi; Ascomycota; Sordariomycetes; Hypocreales; Bionectriaceae.